Myxocyprinus asiaticus (Chinese sucker) is the source of this 5678-nucleotide messenger RNA. It is a transcript of the gene klb, whose product is annotated as klotho beta. Gene Ontology annotation, biological process: carbohydrate metabolic process; fibroblast growth factor receptor signaling pathway. Gene Ontology annotation, molecular function: hydrolase activity, hydrolyzing O-glycosyl compounds; fibroblast growth factor receptor binding; fibroblast growth factor binding. Lineage: Eukaryota; Metazoa; Chordata; Actinopteri; Cypriniformes; Catostomidae. The record is from RefSeq and is a predicted model, not a curated record. The transcript has 6 exons. Bases 1 to 3441 code for a protein of 1146 amino acids.
AUGGAGUCCUCGCUGCUGGCCGAAGUAAUCAAGACCCUCGCCGGUAUCCACCAAAUCCAACAUCAGGCUCUGCUUGAGCUACGCGUGGAACUGGAGCAGUGGUUCCAGGUGCUGUUCCAGGCUCAAGCAGAGGACAGGCAGGUGCUACGGAGCUUCGUACAUCAGGAGGGGUCUUCAGCCACGACCCCGGGCCCACCCAUGGCCGUGCCCAUCGUGCUGACCAAGAUGGGAAUGCAGGACAACCUGGAGGCUUUUAUCGAGCUCUUCGAGCGAACGGCCGAAGUGUGGAAGUGCCAAGCACCCAGUGGGCAAUCUGUCUACUGCCGCUGUUGUCUGGGGAAGCCCAGCUCGUGGCUCAACUUCCUGUGGCCAACCUCCUGGUCGUUGAGUUUGUGGGGCACAACAGAGUGUUCCCUGCUUGGAAAAGGACACAAACUGUGGCUUCAACCUCUCAACCGGACUAAUCUGCAGUUUGGGACCUUCCCCAAUGGGUUCCUGUGGGGUGUAGGUACCUCAGCUUUCCCUACCGAAGGGUCCUGGGAUGCAGAUGGGAAGGGAGAGUCCGUGUGGGACCACUUUACCCAUCAUUCCCAAACAGACGGCAUUCGGAUGGAUACGGCGGACACAGCCAGUGACAGUUACAUUCAGUGGGAAGAGGAUGUAAAAUCAGUUCAGUACCUGGGCGUGAAAUUCUACGCUUUUUCUCUCUCGUGGCCACGACUUUUUCCGGAUGGCAAUGCGACAGCGAAACCCAACGAGGCUGGAGUCCGACAUUACCGUCGUUUGAUUGGCAAAUUAAAAGAGCUUCACGUGGAGCCUGUGGUGACUUUGUUUCAUUGGGAUUUACCGCAAGUCUUGCAGGAGCGAUUCGGAGGCUGGCUAAACCAAAACAUGGUGGGCAUUUUUGCCGACUACGCCACAUUUUGUUUUAAAACGUUUGGUGGAGAAGUUCGAUAUUGGCUCACAAUGCAUAACCCCUUUCUGCUGGCCAUCCAGGGGUACGGCACGGGAGCUUACGCUCCGGGGGUGACCGGAGACCGUGCUGACCCUUUCAUCGCUGCACACAACCUCAUCAGGGCGCACGCAAAAGUGUGGCACAUUUACGACAAACACUUCAGACACCAUCAGCAUGGCAAAAUUUCCAUCACGUUCGGCUCUCAUUGGGUGAAGCCAGCUCACGGUCAGGCCACACCAGCCAAUGUGGAGCUCUGCCAGAAGUCCAUGGAAGCUGUGAUUGGUUGGUUUGCAGAGCCCAUACAUGGAAGUGGCGAUUAUCCGGCGUCCCUGAAGGUGUCAAACCGUGGUGUGAUCCCGGAGUUCACCCCAGAGGAGAGGGUUUGGGUGAGGGGCACCGCAGACUUCUUCUCUUUGGCGUUUGGGUCGGAGACUCUGAGGGUGGUUCGAGGACUGGCACGGUUUGGGCAGAAUGUGACGCUGGACUUGAGGAGUGUUCUGGUCUGGAUUCAGCAGGCAUACAGGGAUCCGCAAGUGCUAGUGGCAGAGAGCGGCUGGUUCUCAGAUGCAUCAGUAGGAGUCGAGGACACUGUGGCAAUUUAUCUGAUCAAGACAUUCAUCAUACAGGUGCUGCAAGCUGUUUCCAUAGACAGCGUGAAUGUGUUUGGAUACACUGCCUGGAGUCUGGUGGACGGAUUCGAAUGGAAUCAAGGUUACAGCAAGCGAAGGGGACUGUUCUACAUCGACUUCAGCCGACCCCAAUGCCACAGACUCCCAAAAACCACCGCACACUUCUACAGACAGGUCGUUAAGGACAACGGCUUCCCUACCGACAAUGCCAGCAUUGAGGGUCGAUUCCCGUGUGACUUUCAUUUUGGUGUAGCUGACUCAAUAUUACAGGUACAUCUGCGUCCAUUCUCACCGCAGUUCACCGAUCCUCACCUGUACCGCUGGAACUACUCCGGUGAUGGAGCUCUUAAACCCAUUGCCGGGAUCAUGCUUCACACUCGAGGGGCGCAAUGCACUGACUUCCUGUUCAUUCAACGGCACCUCUUCCUACUAGGGGUCACCGGGUCAACGCACUAUCGGUUUGUCCUGGACUGGACCCAACUCAUGCCCAACGGUGACCUCACGUCAAUCAAUUCUGAAAAUUUGAGGUUCUACAGGUGUGUGCUGAGCGAGGUGCGGAGGAGAGGUAUCCAGCCCGUCGUGACGCUGUACAAUCCUAGCUACAGGUCACCGUCGCUGGGCAUACCCGAACACUUGCAUGCUAACGGUGGAUGGAGAAACUACAGCACUGUUGAGGCAUUUGUCAAGUAUGCAACUUUUUGUUACCGCGAAUUUGGUGCCUUGGUACCGGUUUGGAUCACGAUUAACGAACCGAAUCGGUUAACAGAAGCGUACAGUGGAACCGCGGAAGACAGGCGAACUGUAGCACGGCACCUGUUGACGGCGCACGCAAAGGCAUGGCGUGUUUACGACAAGCAAUUCCGCCAGCAACAGGGGGCGACAGUGAGCUUUGCGCUGCACGCUGAUUGGGUGGAACCAGCCAAUCCGUUCUUGGAAUCUCACAAGGUUGCCGCGCAGCACUUUUUGUUUUACGAACUUGGCCGUUUUUUAGAUCCUUUGCUUAGCAGUGGCGAUUCUAGAAUAAAUGAGGGCUCUGGCAGUAGUCGCACCUCUCCGAUUGGCUUCUCAGAUGAUGAGAGGGCGGAGCUUAAAGGGGCAAUGGAUUUCAUCGCUUUGAAUCACUUUACAACUCGUUUGGUGGUGCCGCAGCAACCUCCGUCACCUCGGAACCCAAACCCGUCCAAACCACCGAACCAGGACCACAACUGCUUUCUGAUGCCCGACCCCACCUGGCUGUCUUCGCAUUUGGGUCAAGCCGUGGUGCCCAGGGGCCUUCGCAGAAUGCUGGGCUGGGUGAAGAAUCGCUAUGGUCACGGCAGUCCCAUCAUUAUCACGGCAUCAGGGGUGGAUGACCAAGCGUCCUACGAUGAUCAGCUGAGGCAGAGCUAUAUCAGAGACUACCUGCAGGAGGCGCUAAAAGCUCGUGAGUUGGACUCAAUCAAUCUACAAGGGUUUUACAUCUGGAAGCUUCAGGAUCAUCAUGAUCUUCAGUUUGGUCUCUUCUCUUCUGUUGCUCAUCACUCCCGACCCAAAGCUUCCGUUUACCUUUACCGUGACAUCAUCACACACCGCGGCUUUCCGUCCACCGCUGACAUCCGACCUUUCCCCUGCCAGCUCACGGACAACAGGACGAGCUGCCAACUCUGCAUGCAGAUCACAGAGAACAAACCGCUUCUGUUCUUCAGUGUGUGUGUUUCGAUCAGCGUUUGCAUGCUCAGCGUGCUAAUAAUUAUCACUGUGAUGAUGAGGAGGAGGAGGAGGAGAACACCGAUGUACGUAAAGCCACAGAGACUUGGCGCAGAGCAGCGCUUCCCCAUGAAGAGGGUGGCAUAUAGAACUGGGCAUCUGUGCCAAUAAAUGUGCGCUUGAAUAUUCUUCUUGGAAUGACAAGUUGGCUAGUAAAACUUUUCCUUUCAAAAGACGGGAGUUGUUUUGUGUUGUUUUGUAAGUGGCACGGAAUGGUACUUUGAUAUAAAGCAUGGUAUUAAAUUACCAUAUUCAUGUACCAUGGUAUUUACAUGGUACUCUGAGACACUUGGUAUUAUCAUAACAGUACUAUUUGUUACCUUAUAGUUAGUGAUUUUAGUUAGUCAUUGCAGAACCAUCCGUUAGGAGGCGUUGCUGCAUCUGAAUUUACCCUUAAAACGGUUGGUGUUAGUGAUAAAUUAUUAUUUGAUUUUCAGAGAAUUCUUUUUUUAAACUGAGGUGUAUGUUAAAUGACUCAUAUUACAAUCAAGCCCAUCAAGCGAUUAAUGCACAUUGCAUAUGUCAUAUUGUAAGAUAUUGUUAUAAAUAGUAAUAUUUUUAAUAUUGGUAAGAACUACUGAGGAUAAAACCACCAUCAUAUAAAACUGGGGGGAAAAAAGCAUUUCUCUUUAUGUCAAGCUAUCGUUUAUAGUGGAAAAUAAAACAAAUAUUGCUUUUGUCAUGUAUAUUUGUUAUUCUUCCGUACAGUGUAUAUUUUUAUAUUUUGUGAUGUCAAAGAGUUAAACACUCUAACUAUGAGAUUAUCCUUUUCGCUCUGUCGCCCUCUAGUGAACACAUGGAGACAUUACACUAUCUCUGUUGUGACCAAUGCACAAAGAAUGGUUAAAACUCCCAAUGUUUUUGUAAAUAGUGAUAUACUGAUAUACUGAUAUAUCAGCCAGGCCAAUAUUUGGUCAUUUAGAGAUUAUCGGGAUUUGAUUUUUACCUGUAUGCACACUAGGCCGAUUAACACAAGUGGUAUUUCACUAAUGUAACAAUCCCAAAAUCUACGGGCAACUUUGAGAAUGCAUGAUGCACAUUUUCUGUUUUCAAACAGUUUUAUUAAAUUUCAGCAUUUUUUUGUACAUCAGCAUCACUUCUGUUUAGAAAAAUAUCAUCUGAAACCCCAUAUAGUGUCGUUGCAAUUAUCAAGAUCUUCUUUUUCAGACCUGAAAAAGUUCAAAAAAUCAUAGAAGUUUAUAUAAAGAAUAUACAUUUUCCUGGUUAUGUUCUACAUAGAUUUUGAAGCUCUAGAUGUUGCUCUUGUGUAAAGCUUAUGUACAGUAAAACUUGCAAGCCAUCAUUCUUUGAGGCGAUACUUAAAUUAAAAACCAGUUCAUUUUAAUCAAAGGUUGUUUUUUCUCCAAAUGAAAGCCUUAACACUUCUAUGAUAUUGAAAAAGGGCACCUCCCUUUGGUAUUCGCGAUCAUUUUUGACCGGAAGGGUCAGAUGUGUGACCCUUUUUAUUUUUGAUGAUGAUGAUGAUGAUGAUGAUGAUGAUGAUAAUGAUACAAUUUCUUCCUCCCUGAAGUAAGAACAAUAAAAUUAUGCAUUUCUUAUGCUAUUUUGAUCUUAUUUACAUGUAAAUUACUAAAGUUUACCAUUAAUUUGCAUAUACAAAUAAGCUUAUUUAAAAAAAAAAAAAAACAAUUAAAAAAGUCACAUUUCUAUAAGUUGAAACAUGAAGAAAAUAUGAAAAUGUGACUUCAGAUUGCUGCCGUAAAUAACAUGACUGUAGACACAUACGGUGUAGUCUGAUGGCUUGUUGAAACCUAAUUUUAUAUUUUAUCACAAGAUAUGCAUUUGGAUAUAUAUUUAGACAUUAUCAAACUAUUAUUUGUCAGAGUUUAGCAUUUUAAAAUUGAUUUGAAGUGUCAGUUUUUGUAGUUAAUGUCAUUAUGCUUGCAGUCAAACCUGACCAUGGUGUUACAAAGAAGACACAGAAUAAGCAUUUUUCUACCAAUAAUUUAUUUCAAAAAUAAAAAUGUUAAUAAAAAUUAAACAUUAGAGUAUAAAACAGAAGAAUCAGAAUAAACAUUUUGCAAUUUCAAACUUCCUAAAUAUACAUUUAUUUUGCAAAUGUGUGUGUGUGUGUGUCAGAUUGAUGUCAUCAGCUGGAAAACAACAGAUGACUUGUAAUGCCAACAAUGACAAAAAAUGGCUGUAGAGCUCCACUUAUUGAUACCCUUGUUGUGUGUGUGUGAGCAUGUGUGUAUGAGUGAGUGUUCUGCAUUGUGAGUGUGUUAUUGUCUCACCCCUUCAUUUCUGAGUAUGUGUUUAGCUUUAUGACUGAUUUGCUUUUUUUUUUUUUUUGACAAAUGUACAAAAAUAAAGAAAAAAAGGCUCUG